Molecule: messenger RNA, 406 nt
Organism: Miniopterus natalensis
Lineage: Eukaryota; Metazoa; Chordata; Mammalia; Chiroptera; Miniopteridae
Product: small EDRK-rich factor 1
Source: RefSeq, a predicted model, not a curated record
CUGCGGGUGGGGACGUCCGGUACGCUCGCGAGGAAGCCUUUGCUUUUCCGAGUCGCCCUCUGACCCGCCCGGUGGCGGUGGUCCGCAUGGCCCGUGGAAAUCAACGAGAACUUGCCCGCCAGAAAAACAUGAAGAAAUCCCAGGAAAUUAGCAAGGGAAAAAGAAAAGAGGACAGCUUGACUACCUCUCAGAGAAAACAGAGGGAUUCUGAAAUCAUGCAACAAAAGCAGAAAGCAGCUAAUGAGAAGAAGUCUAUGCAAACAAGAGAAAAAUGAUGACUGACACUUUGGAAAAGCUGGGUGCUACUGCCAACUAGGUGUAUCAUAAACUCUAUGAUCAAGAUUUUGUAGAGUAAACAGUCAUUACAUAUGUUAACAUAUCCUUAUAAAAACUAUUUUAAACUUUA